AAUACAGCUAAAUGCGAAGCGAUAACUUAAAUCAUAAUUUGGACAUUAGACAUUGGAUUAUUAUCCGUUGGAGUUUGCUUUGGACAGCACUCAAAAGAAUUACCGAACUUGUUAAAUUACGCAGUCGACUUUUUUAGACGUAAACAGUUGACUUUUUAUACAAAACUGAAAAAUUAAACAAUUAAGUCGUUGCACAGUUAGUGUAAUUUAAGACUAUUUUUACAAUUACUGAACAAACCAAUUGCAAAUAUGUCAAGUAAAAUAACUAAGGAGGUCAUUAUGGCAGAACACUUUAAACAAUUUUAUCGAUUCUUCCAGGAAAAAACAUUUUGUGAUAUAACCUUAGUCAGUAAUGAAGGCUUAAAAAUUGCAGCCCACAAAAUUGUGUUAGCUUCUGCGAGCCGUGUGUUUUAUAAAAUGUUCAUUGGACCAUUGAAAGCAAACGAAGAAAAUGAGAUUCCUGUGAAGGAAAUGGAUUUCGAAGUUUUAGAUAUUAUAGUCAAAUUUGCUUACACUACUAAACUUGAUAUUAAAGAGCGUACUGUAAAGAAAUUGUUGAUUGCUGCCAAUUUGUAUGAACUGAGCUAUGUAAAAGAAUUGUGUUCUGAAUAUAUUAAUGAAACUUUAAGUGCUACAAAUUGCGUUAGUUCAAUGAAGACAAAUAUAGACGAAGAUAGUUCUACUCACUUGUUAAAAGAAACGAUCAACUUAGAUACAAAACCUUCAUGUGCGUCAGCAAGAAAUACUUCAGUUGGGUCAAAUAUUAUUUUUGCAAUUACCGGUCAUUCGAGCAGUGGCGAUUGCUGUGUGAAGUAUAUGGAUAUUAGAAACGAGGAUGACCUAAAAUGGAAAUCGAGCGAUUGUUUAUUUUUCUCUCCUCCCCGCAAAGAAACAACGAUGGUGGUCUCCGAAAAUGGGAUAAUACUAGCGAUUGGCGGUAGGGAAGAAUCGGGUUCGGUCAACCUUGUGGAUGAACUAGAUCUCAAUUCAAUGUUAAAACAAUGGGUUCCCACGACGCAACUGCAUCGACACCGAAGAGGUUUUGCCGUCUGUACCGACAAGCAAUACAUAUAUGUCGUUGGAGGCUAUGAUUACUCGGGUAAGGAUUAUUUGGAUUCCGUGGAAUACUAUGAUACAAAUUCAAAAGAAUGGAUGAAGAUUCCUGAACCAAUGCCAACUGCUCGAGACUCGUGCAGUGCUACAAUUUAUAAUAAUCGAUUGUACGUUUUUGGUGGAUAUAAUGGUGACAUUCUUGCAACUGUGGAGUGCUACGAUUUUGAAAAGAAACAUUGGAAAAAACUCGAUCCUAUGCCGAUUAGUAAUUACGACAUGGGCAUAUCUAGAAUAGAAAACGUCAUUUAUCUCAUCGGUGGCAAUAAUGCGUUACAACGGGUUUAUAAAUUCGACUUACGUAAUUUCAAAUGGAAUAAAAUGCCUAACAUGCGGGUGAAAAUACAUAACGCAAAAUCAAGCAUCAUCGAGCAAAAUGACCUAUUCUUGUUUGUGAAUAAUGAUGGAGAACUUCUUUGCGAUAGAUAUGACACGGAUAAAAAACAAUGGAAAUUGGUUGACCGGGCAAAAGAGCUAUCAAAAGAUUAUGGACAUAUUCUUUGUUUUAAUGAUGUUACUCUGUAUUCGUAUGGUAUUAAUUAUUACUACUAAUAUUAUUUUACUAUUAUCACAAUCUUCUUGUUUAUUUGAUUUAAUAUAAAAUUACUUAAUCAUACUUUUUUUUUUUAAUUGUGAAUACAAACUAUGUUUUGUUAGUUUCGACUGUGUUGUACUUCUAAUUUGUGAUAAUUUGUCUUUAUUAU
Molecule: messenger RNA, 1814 nt
Organism: Adelges cooleyi (spruce gall adelgid)
Lineage: Eukaryota; Metazoa; Arthropoda; Insecta; Hemiptera; Adelgidae
Product: ring canal kelch homolog
Exons: 9
Coding region: 250-1662 (470 amino acids)
Molecular function (GO): protein binding
Source: RefSeq, a predicted model, not a curated record